Cooperia oncophora is the source of this 591-nucleotide messenger RNA. Lineage: Eukaryota; Metazoa; Nematoda; Chromadorea; Rhabditida; Trichostrongylidae. The record is from the annotation of a GenBank genome assembly.
AUGAUUUCAGCGGGCGACUGGCUGCAAGGACCCCAUGUCUACGCUCUGUAUCAGUCCUAUGGCAUGUCCAAACAUCAGAUUGAGCUACUGUUCAUCGCCGGAUUCGGAUCAAGUCUGCUGUUUGGAACGGUGAUUGGAUCAUUCGCCGAUAAGUUUGGUCGGCGGAACAACUGCGUGGUCUACGGGAUAUUAUAUGGAUGUUCUUGCAUUACGAAACAUUUUGCCAGCAUGGAAGUACUGAUGGUGGGCCGAUUUCUUGGCGGAAUCGCCACCAGCAUUCUAUACUCGGCAUUUGAAAGUUGGUUGGUCUACGAACAUAAUAAGCGAGGCUUCUCUGAGAACCUUCUGGGAACGGUGUUUUCUCAUGCAGCGCUGGGGAACUCGCUGAUUGCCAUCUUAUCAGGGGUGGCCGCCCAAGUUGUCGCUGAUGCCUACGGAUACGUAGCCCCAUUCGAUCUGUCAUUGAUGGUCCUAGUAGUAAUGAAUGUGUUCAUCAUUCAAACAUGGCCUGAAAACUACGGUGAUGAGAAAGCUGCUCUACGAGAAACGUUUCAUAAGGCCAUCCAUACGAUAAGAACAGGAUUCACCUGA